AUGCAGACUGCUUCUACAAACAUUUGUGAAAGAAUGGGUCGCUCUCAGGAGUUCAGUGAAUUCAAGCGUGGUACUGUGAUAGGUUGCCACCUGUGCAAUAAGUCCAGGCGUGAAAUUUCCCUGCUACUAAAUAUUCCACGGUCAACUGUUAGUAGUAUUAUAACAAAGUGGAAGCAACUGGGAACAACAGCAACUGAGCCAUAAAGUGAGCUGGGUCAGCACAUGCCGAAGCGCUCAGUGCGCAGAAGUCACCAACUGUCCGCAGAGUCCAUAGCUAAAGACCUCCAAACUGUGUGUGGCCUUAGAUUAGCCCAACAACAGUGUGUAGAGAGCUUCAUGGAAUCGGUUUCCAUGGCUGA
This is a messenger RNA of Staurois parvus, 359 nucleotides long. Lineage: Eukaryota; Metazoa; Chordata; Amphibia; Anura; Ranidae. The record is from the annotation of a GenBank genome assembly.